This is a messenger RNA of Lachancea fermentati, 1092 nucleotides long. NCBI's taxonomy places the organism in Eukaryota, Fungi, Ascomycota, Saccharomycetes, Saccharomycetales, Saccharomycetaceae. The record is from the annotation of a GenBank genome assembly.
AUGACUGCUACUACUUCAGAGUCCCCAAAAGAACCUACGGGGGAUAAAGAGGCUGUGAGAACUCUCCAAAGAGUAACAGACGAUGAUUUAUACCGGCACUCUUCCCAAUACAGACUAUGGUCCUUCACGCCCGAACAGUUAAACCAAAGAAGAAUUGACAUAAAUGCACGGGCUGCUUUAAGGACGGACCAGAACUUAAAGGAAUUCAAAGAGGCUCAUAAAGAAUUAACUGAUGAAGAGCUCACUGCUUUGGAAUUGAAAGCAGUACCUGUUACAGUUGAAGAGGAAUAUAUGCUGGUAAAUUAUUAUGCAAAAAUGAUAAUAUCAUUUGCGGGAAAGAUGAAUCUACCUACAGAGGUUGCUGCAACCGCAGCUUCAUUCUUGAGAAGGUUUUACCUGGUAAACUCAGUCAUGGAUAUAGUCCCUAAGGAAAUAUUUUACACCACGUUGUUCUUCGCAUGCAAGUCGGAAAAUUACUUCAUUGGUGUAGAAUCUUUCGCAAAGAAAACCAAGUCAACUCCUGAAAGUAUUUUAAAGCACGAAUUCAAACUUCUCGAGAGUCUGCAGUUUACUUUAAUGAAUCAUCAUCCAUAUAAAGCCCUUCACGGUUUUUUCCUUGACAUACAGACCGUCUUACAAGGUAAAGUUGAUCUGAAAUAUAUGGGUCAAGUCUACAAUAACUGUAAAAAAACAAUUACAGAUGCACUACUAACAGACGCUGUUUAUUUUUUCACACCUCCCCAGAUUACUUUAGCAGCUCUCCUGAGGGAGGAUGAAGCAUUGACAUCUAAGUACCUCGAACUCAAGUUUAAUAUAAUCAAAGACGCACCAAAUGAAGAUGGUAAUUCAGAUCCUAUUAUUGAUUCACAAAAACGUCUAAAUGGAAGAAAACUUUUAGAAAUAAUACGAAAUUGCAAAGAAAUCAUUUCAAGGAAAAAUUCCACGAAACAGGAAGAACUUUCGAGGAUAGCGGCGAAAAUUCAUUUCAGCCAAAAUCCUCAAUCCGUAAUUGAGAGAGUAAAACGUCAACAGCAAUCAUCUUCUGCAACGCCGGAUCCGGAAGAAUCACAGAGGAAAAAACAGAAAACCUAA